This is a messenger RNA of Lolium perenne, 587 nucleotides long. Its product is annotated as polcalcin Phl p 7. NCBI's taxonomy places the organism in Eukaryota, Viridiplantae, Streptophyta, Magnoliopsida, Poales, Poaceae. Gene Ontology annotation, molecular function: calcium ion binding. The record is from RefSeq and is a predicted model, not a curated record.
UAACUGACCAAGACGCGCGCCACUGCCAUCGACCGAUCGAAGAGGUAGACAAGCAGCUCGAAGAAGAAGGAGAAGGGAUCGAUAAUGGCGGACGACAUGGAGAGGAUCUUCAAGAGGUUCGACACCAACGGCGACGGCAAGAUCUCCCUGUCGGAGCUCACGGACGCGCUGCGGACGCUGGGGUCCACGUCCGCGGACGAGGUGCAGCGCAUGAUGGCCGAGAUCGACACCGACGGCGACGGCUUCAUCGACUUCAGCGAGUUCAUCUCCUUCUGCAACGCCAACCCGGGACUCAUGAAGGACGUCGCCAAGGUCUUCUGAGGCCGUUCACCAUUUCAACUCACCCGCCUGAAUCCAGCGUCCAUUCAUCCAUCUAUACGUACGGCUUGAUUUUUGAUCUAUUGCUUCCAUGCAACUAUGCACUCCGGUCCAGAGCCUCCUCUUCAGUAAAGUUGAUGAGGCUGGCCCUAAAUUUUGAUCAUUCAUUUGCUACUGGUACCUGCUGGUGAUCAUUGUAUUUUUUUGCUAUUGAUUCCCUUCCUGUAUUUCUCUUCCCUUUCUCAAUAUAUAAACACGCCUUUUCGUGA